This is a messenger RNA of Penicillium alfredii, 1263 nucleotides long. RefSeq names its product transcription initiation factor TFIID subunit 11 family protein. The record is from RefSeq and is a predicted model, not a curated record. Gene Ontology annotation, biological process: RNA polymerase II preinitiation complex assembly; transcription initiation at RNA polymerase II promoter. NCBI's taxonomy places the organism in Eukaryota, Fungi, Ascomycota, Eurotiomycetes, Eurotiales, Aspergillaceae. The transcript has 2 exons. Gene Ontology annotation, cellular component: transcription factor TFIID complex; nucleus. Bases 1 to 1263 code for a protein of 420 amino acids. Gene Ontology annotation, molecular function: transcription coactivator activity; protein heterodimerization activity.
AUGUCAUCACCACCGCCAUACACCCCGACCAACCCUCUCAAACGGCCCUCCAUCUCCUCUUCCGCCUCGCAACCACUCGGCAAGAAGCCGCGCAUGCACCCUCUCCGCCAGACCUCAUUCCCGACUUCUCUCGACACCGCCGACCGCAGUUUCGGGCCUACCAGCGAUGCCGGAAGCGUGACGGGCAGCUUGACAGGCAGUCUGGGCGGAGCGAGCGCCGACGGAGUUUUUGCGGGAGCGGCGCGCGGGAAGAAGCGUGGACGGAAAAGCAAGGCCGAGAAGGAGCGCGAGCGGGAACGUGAGGAUGCGCUCAGCUCUCGAGCAGGCGAUGGCACACGGAUGGGGUCGGCUGAUGUCGAUGGCUCGGUCAGAGGCGGUGCAGGCGGGGGCGGAGGUGCUGACGAUGCGGAUGACGACGAGGACGACGAUGAAGGAGAGCUGCUCGGCAGGGAAGAAGGGACCACCGAUACGGAGGCCGAGAAGAAGAAUUUGGCGAUCCUGGUCGAUGCUUUCAACCCCGUGCAGUCCGAGCGCUAUGAUCUGUUCAAGCGGGCUAAGCUGCGCAAGGAAUCGCUGCGCCGCAUUGUGAACCAUGCCCUGUCGCAAUCUGUGCCCGCUAGCGUGGUUACGACGGUCAACGGGUUUACGAAGGUCUUCGCUGGUGAGAUGAUCGAGAAGGCGCGUACCGUCCAAAUUGAAUGGGCCGAUGCUCACGAUCAAGCUGCGCGUACCGCCUUCGACGCCGAAGAGGCUGCGGCCGACUCCGCCCAUGCCCGCGCUUGCGCUAAUGCCCACACGCCUGCUCCGGCCGCCAACUCGACGACCUCGACACCGACGCCUGCGUCGACUCCCGGUCCAGGAUCUCGACCGGGUUCACUCAGCAACGGUGUCAAGAAAGAGCCCGACACCGACCACACAGCCUCGUCCUCGAUCCCACCCCACAAGGCGAACUCGACCACUGCCUCUCCUCACCUUUCUCCCGCCCCCGCGAACAACACCACUUCUUCUCCAACCUCGCAAAAAAUAAACGGCUCAUUUUCAGGGUCUAUACCCCCGCGACCCAAGCGCCAGUUCCGUCCUCCACCCAAUCCCCACCGCGGCCAGCUUCAGCCCGCGCACCUGCGUGAGGCGCUGCGACGAUCGAAGCGGGAUGGCGAAGGCGGUGGUGUCGGCUUCUCGGGCAUGAGUAUGGAGAAUCUCGGGGUGAGGGGCUCUGUUACCUGGAACUCGGGGAGUGUUGGUGGGCGGAGAAUAUUUCGCUGA